Molecule: messenger RNA, 1064 nt
Organism: Moneuplotes crassus
Lineage: Eukaryota; Ciliophora; Spirotrichea; Euplotida; Euplotidae
Source: the annotation of a GenBank genome assembly
AUGAGAACCAACCUUUUUAUUACCAUUGCUCUGACUGCACUUGUACUCUUCUCAAGUGUGAAGACUGUCGAAGCUAGCCUCCUCAAAGGCUUCUUGAAACAGAAUGUGACUGCAAACUUACUUGAUCAUUUCAUGAAAGGAAUGAAGAUUAAUGAACUUGCUUCUAAUACUACUGAAUGUGUUCACUAUUCUGAAGAUGCCUAUUUCCACUUGAAAUCUUCUAUCCAAAACAUGACUGAAGGAAACUGGAACGUCAGCACCCACCUCUAUUUCCUCUCAUCUCUUGGAAAUCUUACUCCAAUGAUCAAGACUUGUUACAAUACCACCAAGAACGGAACCGCUGAGUUCUUUGAGCACUUUAAUGGAUUCCAUAAUUUCACAGACUUCAUGAACCAGACUGCUACACAUGUAAUGGAGCACUAUUGGGAUUGGUACAAGAUUACCAGCUCUCUGAUGUUUGCUUUGGAAGGAAACAGAACUGAUGAAGUUGCUUAUCAACUUGGAGCUGCCACAAGACUAAUUAUUGAUGUUACUCCAAGAUCGGCAAAACUGGAUAUUUUGAGAAGUAGCCAACCUUCAAACUCUUUCAACCUGAAGCUUCCAGACUUGAGACCCUAUGAGAGGUUCUUUUCAGGGUUCAUCAACGGCUCCCAUAUCUUCAACUCGACCAAUAUUACCCACUGUGUCAAUGAGACAAAGUUCAUGGCUGAUGCAUUUGAAAAUGCUACUUAUGGAUUGUCCAACAAAACCACCGAUGGAUAUGAACACGCCUUAUUCGAUAUUGCUGAUGUACUCGAGCACCUAGCUCCCCACACUGAAGCAUGCUAUGGAGGUCUCAUCGACAUCAUGGAUAUUUUGAAUAGAUAUAACCAGACUAUCUAUUCUCCAACUCAAUUGGGAAUCACCGCGUUUAGGAACAGCCCAGCUCUUUAUGCUGAUGCAGUGUCUGCUUAUGAGAGCUAUCACAGCUCCAAUUACACUGCUAUGGGCUGGAGGAUCGGAGAUUUCUUCUUUAAUUUGUUUGCUAAUAACUAGCUUUUGUUACCGGUAUCUUUUAUCUCCAA